CCACGAGAAUGUUGCCCCUCAUGCUCAACCAUACCAAAACUUCCUGCGGAAAACCUAAUAGAAAGAUAUCCAACAGCUCAAGAUUGGUGGCCCAGAAAUGUGGCUUUGGAAAAUCUGAUAUAUCGCCUGUCUGAACUGAAUUCAAACGGAAGUAAGGAGCUUGUCAACAGACCACAGCCAAAUGCCUUUCGCCAAUGUCAUUUGUGUGAAUCCAAACCAGCCGGUGUCCCUGCAGUUUCUUAUUGCGAAAACUGUCAUCUUGCGUACUGUUCUCGCUGUGUCACUAAAUGGCAUCCAAACUCAGGGUUGCUUUCACGACAUCGAAUCGCAUCUGUAACUGAACAGGAUCCAGUCGAAUCCAGGGCGCCAUUCCAAUCAAACUGUUGCCUUGACAAGACCAUCGUGUUGACACCUAUGACCAAUGGUUAUUCCACACCACAAGUUCAGUGUUGGGCUAGCACCAAUGGCUCGGCGAGUUUCGGGUUAACAAAGAGUUCGCACUCUGGACACGUGAUCUGCUCAGCAACCGUUCAAGCAAAGCGGUGC
Messenger RNA from Opisthorchis viverrini, 546 nucleotides. RefSeq lists its product as hypothetical. The record is from RefSeq and is a predicted model, not a curated record. The annotation marks the transcript as partial. The transcript is spliced from 2 exons. NCBI's taxonomy places the organism in Eukaryota, Metazoa, Platyhelminthes, Trematoda, Opisthorchiida, Opisthorchiidae.